Polychytrium aggregatum is the source of this 548-nucleotide messenger RNA. RefSeq names its product splicing factor 3B subunit 5/RDS3 complex subunit 10. The record is from RefSeq and is a predicted model, not a curated record. Gene Ontology annotation, biological process: mRNA splicing, via spliceosome. NCBI's taxonomy places the organism in Eukaryota, Fungi, Chytridiomycota, Chytridiomycetes, Polychytriales. Bases 25 to 294 code for a protein of 89 amino acids. Gene Ontology annotation, cellular component: precatalytic spliceosome; U2 snRNP. The transcript is spliced from 5 exons.
UCUCGCUUCGGUCGGAUUUCUGCAAUGGGCGGAAGCGCUGCAUACAACAUCAACGCUCAACUCGAGCACUUGCAAUCCAAGCAGGUCGGAACGGGCCAUGCCGACACCACCCGAUACGAAUGGCUCACCAACCAACACCGCGAUUCCUACGCCGCAUACAUCGGCCACAACUCGCUGAUCGCCUACAUCUCCGUCGCCGAAAACGAGAGCAUCGGACGGGCACGAUUCAACAUGCUGGAGAAAAUGCUGAGACCCUGCGGACCACCACCUGCCCGAGAUGACGACGACGAAUAGCUCAUACCUGUUAUAUGACCCAGGAGCAGUUGGAUGUGGCGGCGAGCCACAUCGAGCCGGAGGGCACUCGACUGUGUUUUGUCUGUUCCAGCCCGAUCCAGCGUGGUGACGACCAACCCGCCUCACCGUCCCGGAUCACUCCUCACCCACAUCGUGACUCCAUCCAGAUUUGCUCAUCAUUCGGCCAUCUUUCCAAGGUGUACGCAAUACAAUCCGCUUGGUGCUGUCCGACCGAUCGUCUCGAGAGUGCUGGC